This is a messenger RNA of Cryphonectria parasitica EP155, 1756 nucleotides long. RefSeq names its product putative MFS monosaccharide transporter. Gene Ontology annotation, molecular function: carbohydrate:proton symporter activity. NCBI's taxonomy places the organism in Eukaryota, Fungi, Ascomycota, Sordariomycetes, Diaporthales, Cryphonectriaceae. Bases 1 to 1476 code for a protein of 491 amino acids. Gene Ontology annotation, cellular component: membrane. The transcript is spliced from 12 exons. Gene Ontology annotation, biological process: transmembrane transport; carbohydrate transport. The record is from RefSeq and is a predicted model, not a curated record.
AUGGGAACGCUCUACACAUUCUGCAUCGCGCUGUUUGCGGCGAUCGGGACUUUUCUAUUUGGUUUUGAUACCGGCAUAGCAACAACCACGAUCGCCCAUGAAAGCUGGAUAGAAUACAUGAACAAGCCUUCAGAGGCGUUGACAGGCGCUGUAGUUUCCGUUUAUAUCGCUGGCGAGACGAUUGGUGCCCUGGCCCAGAUAGCUGUUGCCGACAAGCUAGGACGCCUGCGAUUCAUGCAAGUCAUGUGCGUCGUGGUCACAAUAGGCACAGUCAUCCAGACUGCCUCUGUUAAUAUCGGCAUGUUCCUGGCAGGGCGAGCUCUCGCUGGUACAGCCGUGGGAGGACUUGUCGCUACCGUUCCUAUUUACCUCAGCGAGAUCUCUCCUCCCUCCCAUCGGGGUCUCAUCGGAGGAGUUUCAGGAUGUGGCAUAUCCUUCGGAACCAUGGCUUCCAACUGGGUUGGAAUGGCUUGCGGUUAUGCGCCCUAUGGGGCGACACAGUGGCGUCUCCCUCUCGGAAUCCAGAUCCCGUGGGGUGUUGUUUUACUAAUCGGGCUGGCCACCUUCAUGCCCAAUUCGCCUCGCCAGCUUAUCCGCAGUGGAAAGGUGGAUGAGGCCCGCAAGGAGUUCAUCAAAAUUCGUCGGGACUUGCAGUCCCACGAGGUACAGGAUGAGUUCCUGCUCAUGAAGACACAGAUCGAGUUUGAGAUGGAGCGUGAGAUCAAAUCGUACCGAGAGAUCUGGUUGCUGUUUAGACGACGUGCGCUUGUAUCCAUCGCAGUCCAGACUAUGACCGCUUUGACAGGUGUCAACGUCAUCCAGUAUUACCAAACUAUAUUGUACAAGGCGCUCGGCAUAGGCUCCACUAUGAUUCUCGCCCUGUCUGGUGUAUAUGGCACUAUUGCGUUCGGUUCCAACGUACUCACAACUCUAUUUCUGACGGAUCAAUGGGGUCGCCGGAAGAUGCUUCUAACAGGGCUGAGUUGCAUAAUCGUCAUCGAGAUCUAUGCCGCCAUUAUGCAACGUGAAUUCCAGUACACCAAUAACACGGUAGGCAAAGCUUUCGCGGUUCUGGGAAUUUAUCUGUUUGUCAUUGCAUACUACGGGAUGCUCAACAGCACAACCUGGCUAUACGGCGCAGAGGUCUUACCUAUUGCUAUUCGAAGCAAAGUCAUGGGCCUGGCCGCAGCGUCUCACUUCAUUGUCAACGUUGGAAUUACGGAGGCAGGACCGAAAGCGUUCGCCACCAUCCACGAAAAUUACUACUACGUUUUCGUGGGCUGUACUCUCUUCUUUCUUUGCAUUGCCUACUUCUUCUUUCCUGAGACCAAAUUGAAGACCCUUGAAGAAGUCGCAGCGGCCUUCGGUGAUAAGGUUAUUAUGCUGGACGAACCGGACCGCGCUCCUGCAAGUCCAACGCCGGACAAUGUCUCCAAAUUGAACUCAGGAGACAUUGAGCGCAAGGAAUCGCAUUGAAACUGAAAUGCUAUGUCAUGCCACAACGGCUUUGUCAUCUUACUCAAGAUGACCUCGAGGGCCUGCCUUCUUAUGGCGUACGGGUCUUGUUUAGUUGCCAGAGAUUACAUAUCUGCGCCUCCAUGCUGUUAGACUUUGGGGACCUUUGAUACCCAACGCAGUCCAUUUCUCUUUCCUUUCUUACUUCAACUUGAAGAUGUGGUGACUACAAGAUCGCACGACGGCGGGCAGUCAACUACAAUACCACGGGAUCGCGUGUUGAUGCAUCUGAAAUUCUGAU